AUGCCUUCCGAGAAACCUUCCUCUCCAAGAGUUGAUCAGAGCAUGUUUGAGAACUCCACCGCGCAGCAGCAGAGUCCACAGAUCUCCAGGCCCGGCCAGCCCUCGGCCCGACGCACCCCAGCAUCGUCUAACCCCAACCUGGGCUCCAGCACCGCAGAGUCCCCGUCCUCCGGAGGCCAGCAGAGGCUGAAGAACGCCAUCAACCUGGGGAAGGCUGUCGGGGCAAAGGUGAACGACUUGUUGAGGAGGAAGGAGUCCAGCCACCUCGGAGAUAUCGGGGUAACUGAGGUCAACAAAAACGUUGGUGCCGUGUGGGGCCGCAUGGACCAACUCAACACAACUACUGCUAACAGUCUCAUUUCCUCCUCCUUCGACUCCUUCCCUCGCCUGGACCCACCACCGCCGUCGGGGAAGAAGCGCCUCCCCCGAGCGCUGAAGACCACCCAGGACAUGAUGAUCUCCUCUGACCCCGUGGUGUCCUCUCCAGACGCUGGAGACUCCUCUUCAUUCCUCUCGUCCCCCGGUAAGACGCCGCUCCUCGCCCGGGAGGAGCCGGGGCUCGGCGAGGAGGAGAAGGAGGGAGACGGGUCCACGGGCGUCUCCUCGCCCCCGGCCGCUGCAGAGAAGAAAGUGUUGUCUCGUUCAGCGUCGACAGGGAGCAGCAGCAAGGUGGAUGGAGUGACGGGUGGAGGAGGAGAGGAAGAAGAAGGACGGAGAGCCGACGGAGAGGUGGAGGAACGUCGGCCUCAGCUGCAGCUCUCUGUCCCGGACCUCAUCCACAAGGACCCCCCCCCGCCCUGCGACGUCUGGCAGAAGGCGUCAGGGCCGGACGUCCGGCUCGCCUCCACCCCCCGCUCGGGGAAAACCGCCUGCCGCAUCAGCCUGGGCGAGGAGGCCCUGCUGGGGAACGGCGCCCCCUGUGGGAAAGGCGCUGAAGACGCGGAGCCGCAUCCAGACCUGCUGUCGUUCGAGUGACGAGACGCAGAUCAGACACGUUUCAGUGUGAAGCAUGAAUUCAAACUGGAUCUAAUUCUCACGACCACUCUUCACAUGUGUCCGGCUUCGCUUCGGGAAAAGAGAUCACGUUCUUACAGGAUCCAGGACAACGGGUCGGAUCUGAUGCUUUUCAACUUUAUAGCAGUUUUUUUAUACGAGCGGAUGAGUUCUGAGGUCGUGGUGAUAAAAUCAGAAUCUGUAGACGUCAGGUCAGAGAAACACUACGAGCGUCUUUUUAACGAAAUGAAAACAAGGCUGAGACUGUAAGAGUGGACGAGGGAUAACAAGAGAAAUACUACUAGAGUUUAACUUUAGUAGUAUUCAGUAUUUAGGAGAAUCAAACUUUGGUCGCCCUAAUCCUUCCUCAUACGUUUAAUUCAGUGAAGGCUCAGAUUUAAACUAAGGAAAAGAUCAAAGCUGUAGAAUAUAAAAAUUUCCUCUGUGAUUUUAUCAAGUUUCAUCUCUUACAACAUGUUAAUGUCACGUCUGCUUUAAAACAAGCAGAUGAUAUAAUGAUGAAUGUAAUUAGUGUCAUGAAAUGUCCCUUCUA
This is a messenger RNA of Pleuronectes platessa (European plaice), 1546 nucleotides long. RefSeq lists its product as uncharacterized. Lineage: Eukaryota; Metazoa; Chordata; Actinopteri; Pleuronectiformes; Pleuronectidae. The transcript is spliced from 4 exons. The record is from RefSeq and is a predicted model, not a curated record. Bases 1 to 975 code for a protein of 324 amino acids.